AUAGGGGGAGUGAAAGAGAGAUAAAAUGAAGAAAGGCUGGUCUGGUCAAGAAGUUCCAGAUUGAAUUGCUGAAGUGGCAUACCGUUAAAUGAGUGAAACAGUUGGAAUGAAUUAAAAAUGAAAAAAAAAAAUGAAAGAGAAGAAGAAAGUGCCGCCCGACAAAUCUCAACCCGCCCCUCUCCUCCCAUUGCUGCACCUUCGUCAAUUCUCUAUCGGUUUUGAUCAGCUUAAAGAAGGUCUGAUCGUUUUGGAUCAGAGGCCAUUGAAGGUUUUUUCAACCUUUUAAAGCCCAUCUCUGCAGAAUCCCUCUCCUUUAUUUCAUCGCCAUUCAAUAUUUGGAGCUAAGUGAUUCUAGAUUCGUCGAAAUCGGUCAAACUAUGUUAAGUCUCUAGAAGCAUUCGUGUUAGAAUGAUUAGGAAUCAACAAUGUACCUCGAUAGACAGGUUUGGAAUCAUAUAUAGUUCAGUUCAUUGAUGAAAAAAUAUUGAUUUUGAAGUUUAUAAAUGUGUAUGGCAGUUUCUACGGCCUGUCGCAUUGUUGGAGGUGUUUUUAACUGUUUCCCAGCUGAAUGUUCAGGAUUUUGGCCUAACCCAAAGCCGUGGGUUUGAAGUUUUCCUAUUUUGGAGGACUUCACAAGCUUUACACCUAUGAUUUUAGGCUGUUUUUUGUUGUUGUGAAAGAUGAUGAAGAUAAUAUUGGAUAUAGUUGGUUUGACAAUCAAGUCCACUAACUAGUAAUGAUUUGAAGCAUUUAAUUUAAUGGGUAAAGCUGGACGUUAGUUGGUUCAAAUGGGUUUUGGUUGUAUAAAUGGGUUGCGCUUGAUAUUGAUACUUGAAUGGCUGAUUCUCAAAGGGCUAGUCUCGCGGAAAGGGACAUUGAACAGGCCCUUACAGCACUGAAAAGAGGAGCACAUUUACUCAAAUACGGACGCAGGGGCAAGCCAAAAUUCUGUCCAUUUAGACUUUCUUCUGAUGAAUCCAUGUUAUUGUGGUACUAUGGUAAAGAGGAAAAACAACUUGAACUAAGUCACGUUUCAAGGAUAAUACCUGGACAGAGAACUGCAAUAUUCCAAAGAUAUCCUCGACCUGAGAAAGAAUAUCAAUCAUUUUCUCUCAUAACAAAUGAUAGAUCAUUAGAUUUGAUAUGUAAAGACAAGGAUGAAGCUGAAGUUUGGUUUGUGGGGCUAAAGUCAUUAAUUUCACGUCAAAACCAGCGAAAGUUGAGAAUCGAGACAAAGAAUGACAUUAUUUUAUCACCAGAGAUUACUCCACGUCCCCAAGGAAUUUCACUUUUUUCGUUCGUUUCUUCUGAUGGAGAUAGUCGAAGACUUGAAAGUAUUCCUGAGAGUAGCUUGGGAAAGGCAUUCUCAGAUAUAAUAUCUUAUACUGCGGUGGGAAAGAGCCUUGGGGCAGUUGAGCCUGUUACCCCUUCACUGAGCCCACUGACAUCUAUAGUUUUAGGUAACUCUGGUGGGCGAAGUUCAGCAACAGAUACAUUUCGUAUUAGUUUAUCUAGUGCUCUUAGUUCAUCAAGUCAGGGUUCUGGUCAGGAUGAUUUUGAUUCGUUGGGUGAUGUUUACAUUUGGGGUGAAGGAAUCGGCGAAGGGUUGUUGGGUAGUCCAUGUAGUAGUAACAAAACACAUUGUUUUUUACCCAAGUCAUUGAAAUCAACCGGAGUUCUUGACAUUCAUGACAUAGCUUGUGGGAGUAGGCAUGCUGUAGUGGUCACGAAACAAGGAGAUCUUUAUAGCUGGGGAGAGGGGUCUGGUGGUAGGCUCGGACAUGGAGUGGAAGAAGAUGUUUCCCAACCCAAACUCAUUGAUACUCUUGGAACAAAAUUCGAUAAGGUGGCAUGCGGACUUCAUCACACUUGUGCCAUCACACUGUACGGUGAUCUCUAUACUUGGGGAAAUGGAAGCCAUAACACCGGUCUUCUUGGACAUGGGAAUGAUGUCAGUUAUUGGGGCCCUAAGAGAGUUUGUGGUCUCAUCGAGGGUGUGCAUAUUUCGCACAUCUCUUGUGGACCUUGGCAUACGGCCCUUGUCACAUCCACAGGUCAGUUGUUUACGUUUGGAGAGGGUACUUUCGGCGCUUUAGGCCAUGCAAACCGCAGUAGCAUUGCCAUUCCUAGAGAAGUGGACUCUUUGAAAGGGCAGAGAACCAUUAGAGUUUCCUGUGGGGUUUGGCACACAGCUGCAAUUGUUGAUUUAUUGAAUGAAGGACCUUCUUCUUCUUUCAAAAACGAGUCUAGUAGUAGUAGUAACCAUUUCACGUGUGGAAAGUUAUUCACAUGGGGAGAUGGGGAUAAGGGCCAGCUUGGGCAUGGGGAUACAGAACCUAAACUAGUCCCUCAAUGGGUGGCUGCACUGGAUGAAACUAGUGUUUUCAGGGUUGCCUGUGGGCAAAACCUUACGGUUGCUCUUACUAGUAUGGGACGAGUUUACACAAUGGGAAGUUCUAAUCAUGGACAAUUAGGAAGCCCUUUAGCUGAUGGAAAGACCCCGACAUGCAUUGAAAGCAAAAUAGCCGACAGUUUUGUUGAAGAUAUUGCCUGUGGCUCUUAUCAUGUGGCUGCUUUAACCUCAAAUGGGGAGGUUUACACUUGGGGAAAAGGUUUACAUGGACAGCUAGGCCAUGGGGACAGUGAUGGUAGAGAUAUUCCAACGCGGGUUAAUUUUCUGAAAGAUAAACUGAUCAAGAGCAUAGCAUGUGGAGCCAAUUUCACAGCCGUAGUUUGUCUUCAGAAAUGGGUAUCCAAUGCUGACAACUCUAUAUGCUCUGGUUGUCACAAUCCAUUUAAUUUUAGGAGAAAACGUCAUAACUGUUAUAAUUGUGGCCUUGUUUUCUGCAAUGUAUGCAGUAGUCAGAAAUCACUGAAAGCUUCCCUUGCUCCAAAUGAUACCAAACCAUUUCGGGUGUGUGAUGAUUGUUUCAUCAAGUUAAAGAAGAUCACUGAAGUUGGAUCUGUUGCUAAGAUGUCUAGUGUCAGAAGUGGAAUUGGGAAGGAGAUCAGGGGACCUCGUUUACAGGCUCAGUCUUCUAGACUUUCUUCUACUGAAUCAUUCAAUCUAUCUGAAGGCAGGAACUCCAGAAGUGACGAUCGAUUAUUCUCACUUGCAAAUGGUAGUAAUGCAUUAUUGAGAGCCAGUACAGGUUCUACAAAAUAUUCAAAUUCUCUAGAUGGAGUUGGAGCUUCAAAGAAAUACUUUUCAGUUUCUGUUCCUGGUUCUAGAAUGAUUUCUAGGGCAUCAUCUCCUGCUUCAAGAAAGUCAAGUCCUCUUAGAUCUUCAACAGGAUCACCAUCUAUUCCACUUCAUAAGUCUGAAGUGGCUUGUGAUGAUUCAAGAUACGUGAAUGAGAGACUGAGCCAAGAGGUUAUGAAUCUAAAGGCACAGGUUGAUGAUCUUACUAACAAGAACAAGUUGCUAGAAGCAGAACUUGAUAGAAAAUCAAGACAACUGACAGAAGCAGCAGAAUUGGCAGGAGCUGAAGUUGAGAAAUCAGAAGCUGCUAAGAAAGUAAUAAAGUCUCUUACGGCUCAGUUGAAGGAGACGUCUGAAAGGCACAAUAUCAGGAAAAAGAUGGAUUCAGUUUCUGGGCGCUCAUUGAGACCAUCAUCUCAUGAGCAUGAGCAUGAGCAUGAGCAUGAGCAUGAGCAUGAGCAUGAGCAUGAGCAUGAGCAUGAGCAUGAGCAUGAGCAUGAGCAUGAGCAUGAGCAUGAGCAUGAGCAUGAGCAUGAGCAUGAGCAUGAGCAUGAGCAGGAGCAUGAGCAUGAGCAUGAGCAUGAGCAGGAGCAUGAGCAUGAGCAGGAGCAUGUGCAAGAGCAUGAAGAGGAGGCGGAGGAGGAAGAAAAGAAUGAUGUGAGUCAUGAGGAAACUUCUCCAAAGAGUGCAUCUAAGGCAUCAUCAUCCUUGAUUAAUGGGUCCAAAACCCAUGCAAAAGAAUGGGUAGUACAAGAUCAACCGGGCGUGUACAUUACUUUUUCCCCUUUACCUGGAGGAGGUGGCAAUGAGCUCAGACGAGUUCGCUUCAGCCGGAGGCGUUUCACAGAAGAGCAAGCAGAGAAAUGGUGGGCUGAUAAUGGGGAUAGAGUGUGCAAUAAGCAUAACGUGGUAUCAACAUAGUCUUUACACUCCUUUGCAGCAAGAAUUCCACAUCCAGCUUGAAAAGGCAAGCUUCCGGCGUUCAACUCUUCCUCCUGACUGCACUUGCUACUGCACUGGAAUUUGUAAAUUCUUUCCUUCUGGUUCCUUCCAGUCUGACAUCAUGGAAUGGUUUGGGGAUUUAAACGUGUUGUUCUUUGGAUUGUAGGUUGAGCUUUGGUAAAAUAUUCAAGAAACUGCUAAAUUUAGGCACCCAAUUGAAAAUGGAAGUUCUAACCUUGGUCAAUAGGUUUUGCAAAGCAUUUUUUUUCACUUUUUUGGUUUACAUUACUCAUGUAAUAGACUCCUCAGAAUAAACCUUUUGGAGAAUUUUGAUCGUGCCUUCAUUUUUGCAACAACACUUGUUUAUCUUAACUCAAGUGUUCCUCA
Molecule: messenger RNA, 4531 nt
Organism: Impatiens glandulifera
Lineage: Eukaryota; Viridiplantae; Streptophyta; Magnoliopsida; Ericales; Balsaminaceae
Product: PH, RCC1 and FYVE domains-containing protein 1-like
Exons: 9
Coding region: 836-4123 (1095 amino acids)
Molecular function (GO): metal ion binding
Source: RefSeq, a predicted model, not a curated record